Messenger RNA from Patiria miniata (bat star), 2131 nucleotides. Its product is annotated as titin-like. Lineage: Eukaryota; Metazoa; Echinodermata; Asteroidea; Valvatida; Asterinidae. Bases 333 to 2063 code for a protein of 576 amino acids. The transcript has a single exon. The record is from RefSeq and is a predicted model, not a curated record.
CCUACCUGAUUCCGCGGGUUUUCCCCAUCAGAAUAUUCUUCUCGGUUUUUCCUCCCAGCUCUAAACCUAAUUUCUUCUAGCAGAUGUACAGAUACAUAAAUCUACAAAAAAAAUAUUUAAGUUGCCUAGGCGGUUUAUUGAAUCACAAAUCCGAUCGCACUGCAUUAUUUCUUUGUUCAGAGAGAUAACAUCUGGAUUAGUUAUGAGGAAGUGAACAACUUUUAAUUCUCCCUUGUUUCCGGUUUGGUUGGUAUUAAUAAGGCCAGCGUUCAGUGGUGAAGUCAUAAAGCAAGAAAACGGCUGACUCUUGAGUUUGAAAAGGAGGGGCCAGAAUGGCGCUUGUUGCUUGGAGUCAAAUUCUUGUGAAUCUGCUCACUAUCGCUGUAUGCACUACAUCAACAUCAGCCACCGUACAAAUGUCGCUCAACGUUCAAGAUGCAUUCCCGGUGAGAUACUCCACCGUUGAGCUGACCUGUUCCUGUACCGGUCGCUGUCAUCUCAGCGAGCAGAGCGUUGUUUGGACGAAGGGCGGACAGCCGGUGGCCCAGUGGCCCGAGACGCCUGGUUUCCAGACACCAGCCAAGUACGAGCUAUCCCACUUGGAUCUCGACAGUGAUGGGUUCUUUGCCUUCAUGGAGAUCAAGUCGAUAGAUACAGCAGACAACGGUCUGUAUAGAUGCCGGCUUCAGAGUGAUGGGACAGUCCACUUUCAGUCCAACCAGAAAGAGCUGACGAUCGAACAACGACCCUCCAGCGAGUAUCCGGAAUGUACGGUCCGGCCAGUCCGCGGUGGCAAGGCACUUAUCUGUGAUUCGGAGAGGGGAAGUCCGCCGGUCUCCCUUCAGUGGUGGAAAGACGGACAACCUCUCGAGCAGUCUACGCCCGAUGAUGACUUGGAGGACUUUGUCCAGGCUCGCUUGUUGGUGGCGGAUGACGAAUCAAGCAGAGGAAGGUUCGAGUGCGCCUUGACAUUCAGGGGAGAGCUUACCGGAUCUUGCAUCCUGGACCGACCAAACGUGACGAUUCCAACCACCACGAGCGGACUGAGCGUCGGACAAGAUUUGGUCGUCGUCUGCGUUACUUCUGGCAAUCCGGCGUCUACCGUUGACUGGAACUUCAGACCUAAUCUCCAAGCCUCUGUCAGAAAGGAGGGACACGUGCUGACGAUAAAUAACGUGAGCUCCCGCGACAAUGGAACUGAGAUAAUUUGCGAGGGACACAAUGCAGUUGGCAGCAAUCAGGCAAGUACUGUGAUAACCUUACGACCUCUUCAAACCACAGUGCAGCCAAUAGCAGUCCAACUUGAACAAACCAAAAUACCGACAUCGGUUGACGAACAGGCCCAGUUUAAGUGCGUUACGAUUCCCGCUCGCUUGCCCCUUCCCCCUUGUGUAUGGCACUACAAUGGUCUUUACAUCGAUCCCUCCAAUACCACUGACAGGUUCCUCGUGGAGGAUCGUUCAGAGCACGUCCUGUCAGUAUCUAGUGUUUCGACCCUGGAUGUAGGAGCCUCGGUCACUUGCCGCAUCACGAUCAGUUACCAGCCCAUCGCAGAAGUUGUCCUUAAGACGGGCUUUCCACUGACCACUGAGGCCAUGACUGUAGCCACGACCAGCAAACCAUCAGUCCCGCUGAUGCCUAAACUGGACGAUUCGUCAAAUCCGUGGAAAUUUGACAUCAGGUCGCAGUUUGGAUACAUCAUAGGAGGCCUGAUGUGUUUGGUCCUUAUCGGAAUUGGCUGUUGGGUCGCUCUGAAGGCCAAGUCACUCCUGUGGAACAAGCGAGACACCAAGAGCUCCCGGAGUAGUGGUGCGGACGUCAAGGCCUCCUGCAUCCGCCUAGAUGAGAACAAUUUCAUGGUUGACAUCGGGAUGGCUCGUCCAGCGUUCCCGAACACAUCCUUACCUCCACCCCCUUCGCUGGUGACCAAACAGGUUUCGCUGGAGCAAGAGUCACCGUAUCAAGAUCUGGAGGACGUGUCUCGCCAACUGCAGCACAACGACUACCAGCGCCUCAUCAGUAACGUCUGGAUGCCACCUCCUGUGUCGUGUUGCAAGGAGUGAUUGCAAUCAACCACAAACUAUUCCAAAACAAUAACUGACUGCAGGUAUACAGGGUGAGUAAAAAAAAA